GUUCAUAAAGCAGGAAACGAUCCCAAACUCACGUGACUGUAAACUUCUUUAAACUUGUUUCUCAGGAAGCCACGUUCCUACCAACCUAAUGCACACCAUGGAGUUAAACAGCAGUCAGAUGGACUUGAUUUCGUCCAGUCUGGACGAGGAGGGUGAGGAGAACGGAGAGAGUGUGAACCAUCACGCCCGUCUGUCCUUCAUCAGCAGCUUAAACCAGUACACCAUCAGAAACAUCUGCUUCAUGGUCAUUAUUGGUAUAUUCAUCUUCGCUUUAGGAUCCCUGACUGGCUACGUGGCUCAUAAAAAAUCACCCAGCGCCUCCACAGAUGUCGAUUCAUCGAGUGAGAUGGUUGAGACAGAAGCAGAGUUAGACUGGAACGAUCUUACAGCCAUGUUACAGAAGAACCUCACCACAAGCAGUAUUGAAAGCACUCUGAGUGAAUUCUCCCUGGACAGUCAUCAGGCCGGAUCUUCAAAUGAGGAUGAACUCGGCAAUAAAGUGUUUCAGAAAUUCCAGGGUUGUGGCAUGGACCCCUGGUCUGAUACUCAUUAUGUCAGAGUCCAGGAUCGUCCAGUGAGCGGCACCAACAGAGUGACGUUCCACAAUAAAACGUUUGAUGAGUCCGGCUUUUUGGCCUACAGCGCAAACGGCGCAGCACAGGGUGCAGUUUUGUACGCACAUUUUGGACGAGCAUCUGACUUCAGGCAACUGCAGGAAUUAAACAUCAGCACCAAAGGAAGGGUCGUCUUGGUUCGAGCUGGGAAAAUAAGUUUUGCUGAAAAGGUUGCUACCGCUGCCAGUGUGAAUGCCAGUGCAGUGCUGAUCUAUCCAGAUCCUGCUGACUACCCCAUUGAUAACGAAACUGCUUUGUUUGGCCAUGUUCAUCUCGGCUCUGGAGAUCCGUACACUCCAGGUUUUUCAUCUUUCAACCACACAAAGUUUCCUCCAGCUAAAUCGUCAGGUCUGCCCAGCAUCCCGGCGCAGACCGUCAGAGCCAGCACGGCCGCCACCAUCAUGAGAGAGAUGGGAGGUCAGAGUUCACCUGACGGAUGGGCUGACGGGGGUCUCCGAACUGGAAAUUACAGGCUAGGUGGUGAUAAUGACAUUAUUUCUUUGGAGGUGAACAACGUUCUCAAUGAGACUGUGAUCAAUAAUGUGUUCGGUGUCAUCAAAGGAUUAAUAGAUCCAGAUCGUUAUGUGGUUAUCGGAGCUCAGAGAGACGCCUGGGGGCCCGGAUACGCUCAGUCCACCGUUGGUACUAGUCUGCUGGUUGAGUUAGCCAGAGUUAUUAGUGGCAUGCACAAAGAUGGAUUCAGACCCAGAAGGAGCAUCGUGUUUGCAAGCUGGAGUGCUGGAGAAUACGGAUCUGUCGGUGCCACAGAGUGGCUGGAGGAUUUUCUGCCUUCACUAAAUUUGAAAGCUUUCUCCUACAUCAGCCUGGAUGGAGUCGUCACAGGAUCCUCGUUUAAAGCCAGUGCAAGUCCACUGAUGCAUGACUUAAUAGAGAGCACAUUACAUGAGGUUUUCUCACCCAGUGACUCCAGUAAGAGUUUGUAUUCGUUGUUUGGAAACAACUGGGAGAGCACCGUCAUGGAGCCACUGAGGUUGGGCGACUCUGCGUAUCCGUUCCAGACUUUCUCCGGCGUCCCGUCCGUCUCUUUUCGUUUCACUGAUAGGAAUAAACCCUACCCGUACUUCGGCACCAAGCUGGACACCAGGAAGAACCUGGGCGCUUUCGUUCCGAACGUGCUGGGCUUAGUAAAGGCGGCGGGCGAGUUUGCGGGUCAGAUGGCUCUCCGGCUGGUUCAUGACCACCUGCUCAGACUGCACACACAGAAAUACCUCAACGUCCUGAGACAAAGUGUGUUUCAGAUCAAUAAGGAAGUGACCCGGCUGCAAAAGUCUAUCCAGCUUUCAGAGCCCCUACAGGUCCACUGGCUGUCAGCAGCUAUAAAUUCAUACAGUCGAGCCGCCAGUAAACUCAUUCAUGAGAGUGAGAACAGUGAUCUUGAGGACCAGAAGCAGUGCCGCAUCAUCAAUGACCGAAUCAUGGCGGUUGAGAGGAAUCUGCUCUCUGCCUACGUUUCUCCUCUAGAGUUUCCGUUCAGACACAUAGUGUUCGGUUCAGGUUCACACACUCUGGGAGCUUUACACACACACCUGUCUGCAAUAAAGAACGGCUCAACCGGCGCUGACAUCGACCUGCUGAGGAAUCGGUUGACUCUGGCAGCCAGGACCAUCCAGGGCUGUGCCGACGCGCUCGCCGGGAACGUGUGGGACACGGACAACCAAACUGACUAGAAAUGACACGGUUGCACUGUUACUACUUGUGAAAGUGAGACAUUUUUGCAUACACAUGUACAGUAGUUAUAAAAUGCACAAAAUAACUACUGUGAACUAAAUCUUUAAUGGUUACUCUUAUCCACUAAUUCAUCUCUUUAAACUGUUACACUGGACAGUAUUUUAACCCAAAGCUACAUUCUAGCUAGACAUGAUGUUUAAUUUUUUUUUAAAUAAGAGGAAGCUGCUGAGGAAGGCUGCGUUUUUUGCUUUCCAGAGAUGAAGACGUUUAUUUGGAUGGCUGGAUUAUGACACCUCUGAAAUUAUGAAACAUUUAUUAUAAAAAAAUUGUGCAUGUUUAUGUUUUGUUUAUGGUUGGAUCAUAAGUACUUUUCUAUUUUUUUAUAUUGCAUCAAUGUACAAUUGUGUAUGUGUGUGUUCUGUCCCUAUGAAGUUUUAGAAAUCUGUACAAUGCACUGUAAUUUUGAUGAUUUACACUAUAUGGCCAAAUGUAUUUUUGUAUAUAUGGCCCCUUGGGUCAAGCCACUGUGUGAUUGUAUGAUAUCCUGUUAUGGAUAAACGCCAUGUCUAUGUUUAAA
Molecule: messenger RNA, 2880 nt
Organism: Trichomycterus rosablanca
Lineage: Eukaryota; Metazoa; Chordata; Actinopteri; Siluriformes; Trichomycteridae
Product: transferrin receptor protein 1-like
Exons: 17
Coding region: 89-2302 (737 amino acids)
Biological process (GO): iron ion transport; intracellular iron ion homeostasis
Cellular component (GO): external side of plasma membrane
Source: RefSeq, a predicted model, not a curated record